Molecule: messenger RNA, 1529 nt
Organism: Hordeum vulgare subsp. vulgare (domesticated barley)
Lineage: Eukaryota; Viridiplantae; Streptophyta; Magnoliopsida; Poales; Poaceae
Product: isocitrate dehydrogenase [NAD] catalytic subunit 5, mitochondrial-like
Exons: 8
Coding region: 205-1293 (362 amino acids)
Biological process (GO): tricarboxylic acid cycle; isocitrate metabolic process
Cellular component (GO): mitochondrion
Molecular function (GO): magnesium ion binding; NAD binding; isocitrate dehydrogenase (NAD+) activity
Source: RefSeq, a predicted model, not a curated record
UAUCCAAAGCGAAGCAUUGGCAGCAGCUAGUCUCCCUGCAAGUUUGCAGUUUUCCACCCUUUUUUCUCCCUUUCCCAUCCCCAUCUUUCGUCCGCCCCCCCGCCCCCUCCCCUUCCUCUCGCCGCAAGACCCCAUCCCCCCAGCCCCUCCUCCGCCGUUGACACCACCCGCGAAUCUCCUUCUUCCGAGUAGUGGAGAGGAGGCAUGGCGCUCCGGAGGCUGCUUCAGGGGACCGUUCUACCGCGAAUGACGGGCCGGUAUGUCGGGGCAUCGUUUUCCACGGAGGCUGGGGAGACUAUCCGCGCAACCCUGUUUCCCGGUGAUGGCAUCGGGCCUGAGAUAGCCGAGUCGGUCAAGCAGGUAUUCAAUGUUGCAGGUGUACCAAUAGAAUGGGAAGAACAUUAUGUUGGUACGGAAGUUGAUCCCAGAACAGAGAGCUUUUUGACAUGGGAGAGCCUGGAGUCGGUGCGUAGGAACAAAGUUGGCUUGAAAGGUCCUAUGGCUACACCUAUUGGAAAAGGCCACCGUUCUUUGAAUCUUACAUUAAGGAAAGAACUUGGACUCUACGCCAAUGUCAGACCUUGCAACAGCCUCCCAGGCUACAAGACUAGAUAUGAUGAUGUGAACCUUGUGACAAUCCGUGAAAAUACUGAAGGAGAGUAUAGUGGCCUUGAGCAUCAGGUUGUGAGGGGUGUUGUGGAAAGUUUAAAAAUUAUUACCCGCCAAGCAAGUUUAAGAGUGGCAGAGUAUGCUUUCCAUUAUGCCAAAACCAAUGGCAGGGAGAGGGUCUCUGCUAUACAUAAAGCUAAUAUCAUGAGGAAAACAGACGGACUUUUCCUCAAGUGUUGCCGUGAAGUAGCUGAAAAAUACCCUGAAAUCACAUACGAGGAAGUCAUUAUUGACAAUUGCUGCAUGACGCUCGUAAAGAAUCCUGGUACAUUUGAUGUAUUAGUGAUGCCAAAUCUGUAUGGUGACAUUAUUAGUGAUCUAUGUGCUGGUUUGAUCGGAGGCUUGGGCUUAACUCCCAGCUGCAACAUUGGUGAAGGUGGCAUUUGUCUGGCAGAGGCUGUUCAUGGUUCUGCACCUGAUAUCUCUGGCAAGAACCUUGCAAACCCAACUGCUCUUAUGUUGAGUGCUGUUAUGAUGUUGCGUCACUUGCAAUUCAACGACCAAGCAGACCGGAUCCACAAUGCCAUCCUCCAGACAAUCGCCGAGGGGAAGUACAGAACCGCUGAUCUUGGUGGGAAGUCAUCAACAUCAGACUACACAAAAGUAGUUUGCGAUCAUAUCUGAGCACCAGCAAUCCCCACCCCCCACGCCCGCGAUAAUUUUGUUGCAUGGCAGGAGCUUUAGCCGGAGUAGGUUAAGUGACGGACACCUCAAUUUCCUUGGGUGUUGACCCCGUUUAAGACUCCUGAAUAAUCCUCACAUUCUUGUCCUUGGAAAAGUUUUACCAGCAUUGCAGUCAAGCUGAAGAAUCAUCUGUAAUAAUCAUUGCCAGCAUGAGCUCAUAUAAUUUGUUCGAUCUA